CAUAUGGUAUUUUUCUUUCUCUUUCUGGCUUAUUUCACUUAGAAUGAUGAUCUCCAGAGCCAUCCAGGUUGCUACAAAUGGCAUUAUUUUACCUUUUUUAUGGUUGAGUAGUAUUCCAUUGUAUAAAUAUACCACAAUUUCUUUAUCCAGUCAUCCAUUGAUGGACAUUUAAGUUGUUUUCAUGUCUUGGCUAUUGUAAAUAGUGCUGCUAUAAACAUUGGGGUGCAGGUGUCUUUUUGAAUUAAGGUUCCCUCUGGAUAUAUGCCCAGGAGUGGGAUUGCUGGAUCAUAUGGUAAGUCUGUUUUUAGUCUUUUGAGGAAUCUCCACACUGUUUUCCACAGUGGCUGCACCAAACUGCAUUCCCACCAGCAGUAUAGGAGGGUUCCCUUUUCUCCACAGCUUCUCCAGCAUUUAUCAUUUGUGGACUUUUGAAUGAUGGCCAUUCUGACUGAUGUGAGGUGAUACCUCAUGGUAGUUUUGAUUUGCAUUUCUCUGAUAGUUAGUGAUAUUGAGCCUGUGUAUCUUGGCUCCUUCUUUACCUCUUUGGAGCAGUUUCUCAGAACUAUCUGGGAGAUGGUUCUCAGUAAAGCCACCAAAUAAAACAUAAUUCUUAACUUUAAGUUGUGCAUUGUUUUCCAGUUGACAUAGUGAAACAUAUGAUAUAGAACUGCUUCUUAGAAAGUAAGUCCAGAGUGCACUUUCUUUUGAGUUUCCUUGUCCCUAUGUCAGGUUUUUACUUGCAACUGGCCUCAUUUCAAAAGCUCAAGAUGUGUCUUACUACUAGAACACGUGUACAAAGUCUGCCUGCAACUGUUUACCUCUGCUAGUCCCAUCAGCACUUGGAAUACAGCUCUUCUCUGGAGCUCUCUGCAGAGGGUGGCUCUUUGCUGGGACUAGACGGGGACCAGACUGAGCCAGAGGAAAAGAGUACAGAGCAGAGCCAUGAAUAUUGUCUUGGAUUUCCUUGUGCUUCUGAUCAUCAUCAUCUACUCCUACUUGGAAUCCUUGGUAAAGGUUUUCAUUCCCCGGAAGAGAAAAUCUGUGGCUGGGGAGAUUGUUCUCAUUACAGGAGCCGGGCAUGGAAUAGGCAGGCACACUGCCUAUGAAUUUGCAAAACGGAAAAGCAGACUGGUUCUGUGGGAUAUUAAUAAGCACGGUGUUGAAGAAACUGCAGCUGAAUGCAGAAAAUUAGGGGCCACCACCCAUGUGUUUGUGGUAGACUGCAGUAACAGAGAAGAGAUUUAUAACUCUGUAAACCAGGUAAAGAAAGAAGUGGGUGAUGUAACCAUCGUGGUGAAUAACGCUGGGACAAUAUACCCAGCUGACCUUCUUAGUACAAAGGAUGAAGAGAUCACCAAGACUUUUGAGGUCAACAUCCUAGGACAUUUUUGGAUCACAAAAGCACUUCUUCCAUCCAUGUUGAUGAGAAACUAUGGCCACAUUGUCACUGUGGCUUCAAUAUGUGGCCAUGGAGUGAUUCCUUAUAUUAUUCCAUAUUGCUCCAGCAAAUUUGCUGCUGUUGGCUUCCACAGAGCUCUGACAUCAGAACUUCAAGCCUUGGGAAAAACUGGUAUCAAAACCUCUUGUCUCUGCCCAGUUUUUGUGAAUACCGGGUUCACUAAAAACCCAAGCACAAGACUCUGGCCUGUAUUGGAGACAGAUGAAGUUGCAAGAAGCUUGAUAGAUGGAAUACUUACCAAUAAGAAAAUGAUUUUUGUUCCAUCAUACCUCAAUAUCUCUCUAACACUGGAGAGAUUUCUUCCUGAACGUGCCUUGGCAGCUAUAAAUCGUGUACAGGAUAUUCAGUUUGAAGCAGUGGUUGGCCACAAAACCAAAAUGAAAUGAAUAAAUGAGCUCCAGCUUGAGAUGUAUGCACCUUAAUGAUGUGGAACUAAGUUUAGAGUCAAUGCUUCAAAGCUUUAUUUCACAUUUUUCAAUGCUGUUAAUAUUAAAAACAGUAGUUUGGCGGUUGCAGCAAUUGAAUGAACAAGAAUAAUUACCUGUCACUCUAUUUCUCAAGAAUAUUGAUGUGGUUUUAAUAGUCAGAUCCAUUUUUCAUUCCAUACCUCUUAAAUAUGUCCAUGCUUACAUAAACAUACUUAGAAGGUCAUUUUUCUGUAAGAUAUUGCAUUUCUUUUCUUUUCAUUUAAAGGUAGACAAAGCUACCUCCCUGAGAAUAAAUUUAAAAAGAACUUUAUUUAUAUAAGGAGGGCUUAAGAUUAUUCUCAAAGUAGCCUUCCAAUCUGUAAGCUGGCCACAGAAUGUUGGCAGGUACCCAGCGUGAGCUGCAGGUUGGAGAUCAAGUUUAAGUAGGCAACUGCGCUCCAAAAGACAGAUAACUUUUAUGCAAUUCAACAUUUGGAAGCUUUCUCCCUUUUCAUCAGCCCCAAACAGUGCGAUGGUAUUCUGGCCUGUCUCUCCUGAUUCUGUCCCUUAUAUAUCUCUUAUAUGCACCAAGAGUGGGCCCUCCAUGCUUGCCACCCUUUUCGUAAUCUCUUAAAAUACUAUGACUUUACAAAAAGUGACUCUCUCUUGAAUCUCAGAGUAUCUGAAAUUAUAACCCCAUGAUAAUUUCUUUCUUUAUAGUUUAUGCUUUCACAUAUCAUUGCUACCAGAGAUGUUUAGACAGUUUUGAGCUCCAAAAAUGAAAGCUAGCACAGGGAGAGGACCUAGGCUGACUGCCUAACAGUGCACAAUGGAUCCGAGAGAGGGAGGGGAAAACAGAGUGGUCUUUUAAUAGAAAGAAAAAUCUGAUACCCACUACAUCAAGACUAAUCUUGUUUUCUGUGUUUUUCACAUUUAUUAUAGAUUGCUUUUACACUGACUAUCCUCCUGUUUUAUCCUCAUUAAAAACAAAUGAUUAAUAAAAACAAAAUUUUUAA
This is a messenger RNA of Camelus dromedarius (Arabian camel), 2882 nucleotides long. It is a transcript of the gene HSD17B13, whose product is annotated as hydroxysteroid 17-beta dehydrogenase 13. The coding region runs from base 943 to 1845 and encodes 300 amino acids. Gene Ontology annotation, molecular function: steroid dehydrogenase activity; oxidoreductase activity, acting on the CH-OH group of donors, NAD or NADP as acceptor. NCBI's taxonomy places the organism in Eukaryota, Metazoa, Chordata, Mammalia, Artiodactyla, Camelidae. The transcript has 7 exons. The record is from RefSeq and is a predicted model, not a curated record.